CAUGAGCGGCGGCUGCGCCGGGGCAGCACCAUGCUCACCAUCACCUACCUGCUCGCCCAGGCGGCUUUCAGGAGCCGGGGGCUGGUGGGGCAUCAGUGCCAGGAGUUUGAGAACGCCGAGGGGGACGACUACGUGACGGAGUUCUCGGCCCAGGGCUCGCCCGCCCCGCAGCAUGGCCCCGAGGUGUACGUCCUGCCCCUCACCGAGGUCUCGCUGCCCAUGGCCAAGCAGCCGGGGCGCUCAGUGCAGCUCCUCAAGUCUGCAGACCUUGGGAGGCAGAGCCUGCUGUACCUGAAGGAGAUUGGGCAUGGAUGGUUUGGCAAGGUGUUCCUGGGGGAGGUGAACUCGGGCAUCAGCAGCACUCAGGUGGUGGUGAAGGAGCUGAAGGCCAGUGCCAGUGUGCAGGACCAGAUGCAAUUCCUGGAGGAAGCACAGCCUUACAGGGCCCUCCAGCACACCAACCUGCUGCAAUGCCUGGCCCAGUGCGCCGAGGUCACCCCCUACCUGCUGGUGAUGGAAUUCUGCCCACUGGGUGACCUGAAGGGAUACCUGCGGAGCUGCCGGGGGGCUGACUCCAUGGCCCCAGACCCUCUCACUCUGCAGAGGAUGGCAUGCGAGGUGGCCUGCGGCGUGCUGCACCUGCACAGGAACAACUACAUCCACAGUGACCUGGCCCUGCGGAACUGCCUACUCACAGCCGACCUGACCGUCAAGAUUGGGGACUACGGGCUCUCACACUGCAAGUACAAAGACGACUACUUUGUGACGGCCGACCAGCUGUGGGUGCCGCUGCGCUGGAUUGCACCCGAGCUCAUCGACGAGGUGCACGGCAACCUGCUCAUCGUGGACCAGACCAAAGCCAGCAACGUCUGGUCACUGGGAGUCACCAUCUGGGAGCUGUUCGAGCUGGGCAGCCAGCCCUACGACCACUACUCCGACCGGCAGGUGCUUGCCUACGCCAUCAAGGAGCAGCAGCUGAAGCUGCCCAAGCCUCAGCUGAAGCUGUCGCUGGCAGAGCGCUGGUAUGAAGUGAUGCAGUUCUGCUGGCUGCAGCCCGAGCAGCGCCCGACAGCCGAGGAGGUGCAUCUGCUGCUCUCCUACCUCUGCGCCAAGGGUGCGACGGAGGCAGAGGAGGAGUUCGAGAAGCGCUGGAACUCCAUGAAGCCCAACGGCAGCGCCAGCGGCAGCCACCACGGCACCGAGCUCUCCUCCUUCCCUCUGCUGGAGCACUUCUCGGCCGACGGCUUCCCCUCAGACGGGGACGACAUCCUCACCGUGAUGGAGACCAGCCACGGCCUCAACUUUGAGUACAAGUGGGAGCACACCAAGACCGACCACUUCCAAGCACCCCUGGGCUCCCUCAGCCCCAGCAGCGCCGCACGUUACCAUGAACUCUAUUACCCAGCAGCAUCUGCGGGGCACCUGAGCCUGGGGGUCUCACCGUCCUGCUAUGAGUGCAAGCAGCAGGGCUGCCCCAGCCUGCCGCCACCCAGCAUGGUGCCCAUCCUGGGCGCACACAGCCCCUCGCUAGGCAGUGAAUACUACAUCCGCAUCGAGGGCCCGGCUGAGGGCAGUGCUGAGAUGGACUACGCCAUGUGCUCCUACAGCCCCGAGGGUGAGCGUGGCUCCACGUCCUGCUGGAGAACCCAGGGCGCGCGGGAUGACUCGGACAGCAGCCCCGCUGCAUCGCUGAGCAUGGAGCCGCUGCUGGGCCAUGCACCGGCAGGUGAGGGCUCGUGGGAGUGCGCCGAGUACUACCCCUAUGCAGGGCAGGAGCAGCAUGGCUAUGUGCCAUCCCCCGGCCCCGAGCGGUUCCUGCUGGACGAGGAGCAUGCUGAGCCUAGUGACAAGGACUGGCCCGUGCCCGGCUUCCAGCACAGUGUCUUCGCCGACCCACUGGGCGUCUCGCCCUCAUUGAACUGUGCCUACAGCCCCCAGCGCUACAGGCAGCCUCCAGCACAGGGUGAAACCCAUCCGGACUGCGUGGCGCUGGAGCUGGGCGAUGACAGCCCUCCUGGGGCUCCCAUCCCAGCAGCCCCUCAGCAGCAACCCUGGGCCUCCAACAGCUCCUCCAACAACAACAUUGGCAGUGGCAGCCCGGCCACC
Molecule: messenger RNA, 2106 nt
Organism: Meleagris gallopavo (turkey)
Lineage: Eukaryota; Metazoa; Chordata; Aves; Galliformes; Phasianidae
Source: RefSeq, a predicted model, not a curated record